AUGGGGCAGUAUCGCACACACAUCCGCCUCUCACUGCCCGAAAACACCGCGGAUGACAUCAUCGACCGUAGGGCUAUCAAGAACUUACGUCUCAUAACGAAAGGCGCCGCGGCACAAACGCUUGAUCUCAUUCAAAGCUCAAGCUUGGAGUGACGGUCGGAACAGCAAGUGGCCGCAGUUCGUGCACGAGGUGAACAAGUCAUCAUCCCUCCUCCGAAAACCUGGAAACAAUGGGUUAAUGCUAUGACUACUCUCUUUGCGCCUGCGAACAGCAUCGU
Messenger RNA from Ectocarpus sp. CCAP 1310/34, 278 nucleotides. Lineage: Eukaryota; Phaeophyceae; Ectocarpales; Ectocarpaceae. The record is from the annotation of a GenBank genome assembly.